AUACCUUCAUCUCUCUAUGAGUCCUCUUGGAGACCAGUGUGUGGAAUCCGAGGCUGCAAACGGAGGAUGGAGAAGCUGUUAGGCAUUACCAGACGGUGCCAACAGUCUGACACCACAAGACACGAUUAUGUUAUGAUGACAUCACUUCUUUUGCUGGUGGAUGCCCUGAAAAAAAGCUGGGCGGUAAACGAAAAAAAAAAUUCUGCACAUCAGACCCUUUUUGUUUUAUGUCCAGAUUUACGCCCGCAAUGGAUGCUACCGAGGACCUACAGAGAUGGGUGUGUGCUGGAGUCACAUUCAGAAGGAAAGAAAUGUUGCAGAGUAAACCCGUGGCGAGCGGACCACUCCAGCAGGUUUAUGUAACGCCAGUCAGUCAGGCUCGGCAGCCAGACCUGCAGAGACGAGGAACGCUAAAGUGUGGACGAAGCGACUUCCUCCCGUCGGCGAGCAGCACAGAUACGCGGAUAAAGCAGCCGUUAGUGGGCAGAAGCUCGGUUGCUCGGGUCCUGGCUGAUCCCGCCGUCCUCGCUGCACCGACCACUAACAGCACGGUGGAGGAUGACGCCAUUUCUACAGCCGACACUCGGGAAAGGAGAACACUCUCCGCAGAGAGAGCACACACACACACACACACAACCGGGUUAAAGCCUGUGCAGAACCGUCACGUCGAAGCCUCGUCGCAGCAUUUAUCGAGUUAAACCAAGUAUAAAAGUCACUUUCUUCACGUUUCUCCCCACCGACGGGGCUGGCUGGCGUUUCGCUGACUGCUCGCGGAUGAGUGAGGUCCGUUCUGACAAAGAAGUCGACAAAAAAGAAGGAGAAAAAAACGGUUCGCAGCAAGGUCAAGCUCGAUGGAGACUCGGUUUCUCCGACAUAAAGUUCGUGUUGCGCGAGAAGCCAAGGUCGCAGCCCGCUUUUGUGGCUCUGGUUCUGGGGGGGGGAUACCGAACACCAUCCGCCCCAGACGAACACCGAGAGAGUGACUGACCGCCGUCAACAACAACGCAGCCGGAGACUGGGUCGUGUCUUCUGUUACUGGUUAACUACAGCCGUUUACUUUGAAACGGAGUCUUUUUGAAGCCAUGGAUGGUGCCUAUGAAGCCACAUCUGAUCGAAUUCUGCUAGAACCAUACCAGUAUUUGUUGCAGCUGCCAGGAAAACAAGUAAGGACAAAACUCUCCCAAGCGUUUAACCACUGGCUUAAUGUCCCAGAAGACAAACUACAGGUGAUCAUUGAGGUGACGGAGAUGCUGCACAACGCCAGUUUACUGAUAGACGACAUCGAGGACAACUCCAAGCUGCGGCGGGGCUUCCCUGUGGCCCACAGCAUCUACGGCAUCCCCUCAGUCAUCAACUCAGCCAACUACGUUUACUUUCUAGGGUUAGAGAAGGUGCUGACCUUGGAGCACCCGGAGGCCGUGCAUGUUUUCACCCGUCAGCUGCUGGAGCUUCACCGAGGACAGGGUCUGGACAUCCGUUGGAGGGACACCUACACCUGUCCAACUGAGGAGGAGUACCGCCACAUGGUGCUGCAGAAGACUGGCGGGCUCUUUGGCCUGGCUGUGGGUCUGAUGCAGCUCUUUUCAGACUGGAAACAAGACCUCAAACCCCUCCUGAACACACUUGGCCUCUUUUUCCAGAUCCGCGACGACUACGCCAACCUGAGCUCCCGCGAGUACAGCGAGAACAAGAGCUUCUGCGAAGACCUGACUGAGGGCAAGUUCUCUUUCCCCACAAUCCACGCCAUAUGGUCUUGUCCAGACAGCACCCAGGUGCAGAACAUUCUGAGACAGCGCACGGAGAACAUGGACAUCAAACGGUACUGCGUGGAUUACCUGGAGAAGGUGGGCUCGUUCGCCUAUACCCGUCAGACCCUGCGGGACCUGGAGAUAGAGGCUUACCGGCUCAUCAAGGAGUUCGGAGGGAACCCUCAGCUGGAGAGCCUGGUCAUACACCUCAGCAAGAUGCAUCAUGAUGCUGAGGCCACAGCAGAGUCGAGCACCGAACCACGCUCCAGCCAGAACCACUAACGUCCCUUUUCACCAUGUUUUUACUACCUGAUCCACCUGCUCCUGUCUGCAUCUUCCACUCGGAACCUCGUCAGACACAGAGAAGCCCUAAAUGUUCCCUUUAUUGUUAAACGGCAUCCUCAAGUGUUACUUAACUCUUACAUUGGCUAAUCCAGUUCUGAUAAGAUUCAAACACUUCAGCUUUCUGAAAAAGAAACAUAAGAUGGCAAAAAAGCUCAAAAAGCCUCUUGUUUGAUGUGCACUUCCGUGCUUAUAGGAGCGUUUUUUUGUUCCCUUUUAUACAGUUAGUUGAACAAAUGGUGUGUAUUGUUUUUAUCGGAGGUGUAGUUUUGAAGUUCGGGUGAUAAAGUCACCAGAGUGCUGGUCCAGAUGAAACGGUUCUGCUGACACGUCGGACCAUUGUAACAUGCUGGCAUCACGUAGUUAAUCACCAGUAAGUUUAACUGUGGGUUAGACUCGUCUGAUGCGUCGCCACGGCUACGACUGGAGAUCUGCUUUGUGUUAAAUAAAUGUUUAGAAAGGACCUUUGUUCUCGUUUUGCCUUUAAAUCUGAAUCUUCCCAUGGCGUCUGGGAUGCGUUUGAACUUGGAGAGAUCAGCACCAUCUAGAGGAUGGUGUUGCUUUAGUGUGAUCACACUCCAGCUUAUUUUACACAUUUCUUAUAAGUAUUUUGUUGCACAAGAGUUUAUUUUUGAAGUAUUUUGUAAAUGCAUGCUACUGGUGCAGACGGCGUGUGGAGGCGUCUGAUUAAAGUUUUCUGAUCUGUG
Molecule: messenger RNA, 2797 nt
Organism: Nothobranchius furzeri (turquoise killifish)
Lineage: Eukaryota; Metazoa; Chordata; Actinopteri; Cyprinodontiformes; Nothobranchiidae
Gene: ggps1
Product: geranylgeranyl diphosphate synthase 1
Biological process (GO): isoprenoid biosynthetic process
Molecular function (GO): prenyltransferase activity
Source: RefSeq, a predicted model, not a curated record